Tilletiopsis washingtonensis is the source of this 1953-nucleotide messenger RNA. RefSeq names its product gamma-glutamyltranspeptidase. The transcript is spliced from 6 exons. Lineage: Eukaryota; Fungi; Basidiomycota; Exobasidiomycetes; Entylomatales. The record is from RefSeq and is a predicted model, not a curated record. The coding region runs from base 1 to 1953 and encodes 650 amino acids. Gene Ontology annotation, biological process: glutathione catabolic process. Gene Ontology annotation, cellular component: fungal-type vacuole; plasma membrane. Gene Ontology annotation, molecular function: glutathione gamma-glutamate hydrolase.
AUGUCCGCCGCGCCGCCGGGCGAGCGCAGCGCGCUGCUGCCGCCGCCGUCGCCGCGCGCCGCGCGGGCGGCGCCGCCGCGGCGCCGGGCGUGCGAGACGCUGCUGCGGCGCCUGCUGGCGGCGGCCGCGGCGGCGCUGCUGCUGCUCCUCGUCGUGCUCGUCGUGCGCCGCGAGCGCGCCGAGCGCCGCGAGCACGCCGGCUGGGCGCGCGGGCGCUUCAACGGCACGCCGCACCUGGCGCGCGGCCGCCGCGGCGCCGUGGCGAGCGAGAACGGCGUGUGUUCCGACGUCGGCGUCGACGUGCUGCGCGACAAUGGCACGGCCGUCGACGCGGCCAUCGCGACGGCGUUCUGCGUCGGCACGCUCAACAUGUUCUCGUCGGGCAUCGGCGGCGGCGGCUUCAUGCUCGUGCGCGACCCCGUGCCGUGCGGCGCGGCGGGCAAUGCCACUGCCUCGUCGCCCGCCGAGCACGCCGACGCAGCAGCACACCGGCGGCUGCCGCGGCGCCAGCACUGCUCGCGCACGACGGUCAUCGACUUCCGCGAGACGGCGCCGCGCGCGGCCAACGCGACGAUGUACGCCGGGCGCCCCGGCGACGCGCGCUUCGGCGGGCUCAGCGUCGGCGUGCCCGGCGAGGUGGCGGGCCUGUGGGCGGCGCACCGGCGCUGGGGCUCGCUGCCGUGGGCGCGCCUCGUGGCGCCGAGCGUGCGCCUCGCCGAGUCGGCGCGCGUGAGCCGCGAGCUGGCGCGGCGUCUGAAGCUCUUCGGCAGCCUGUACAUGUACGACCUGCCCGAGUGGUCCGACGUCUUUGUCAACCCCGACACGGGCGUCCUGCUGCAGGCGGGCGAGACGGUGCGCCGCCCGGCGUACGCAGAGACGCUGCGGGCCAUUGCCGCCGGCGGCGCCGACGCCUUCUACCACGGGCCCGUCGCGCAGGCCCUCGUCGCCAAGGUGCAGAACGCCGGCGGCAUCCUCACGCUGCGCGACCUGGCCGAGUACCGCGUCGAGGAGCGCGAGGCGCUGCAGGGCCGCUGGGGCGAGCGCACCGUCUACACGGCGCCGGCCCCCGCGUGCGGCGGCCCGCUGCUCACGCUGCUCAACGUCGCCGCGCUGUACCCGCAGUGGAAGCGCGACGGCGCCGACGACGGCCUCUCGGCCCACCGCUUCGUCGAAGCGAGCAAGUUUGCCUUUGCGCAGCGCACGCACAUCGGCGACCCCGCGUUCCUCAACGCGUCGAGCCUGCGCGUCGUCGCGCAGAUCCCGAGCAUGCACGAGGCGCAGCGCAUCCGCGGCCGCAUCGACGACGACCGCACGCACCGCCUCGAGUACUACGAGCCGCUGUUCGACAUCACCGACGACCACGGCACGCAGCACCUCAGCACCGUCGACAUGAACGGCCAGGCUGUGGCGCUGACGAGCACCGUCAACCUCAUCUUUGGCAGCGGUGUCCUCGACCCAGUCACGGGCGUGAUCCUCAACGACGAGAUGGACGACACCUCGACGCCUGGCGUGCCGAAUGCCUUUGGCCUGCGACCCAGCCCCUUCAACUACCCUGCGCCGGGCAAGCGGCCGCUGAGCAGCACGUCGCCGACGAUUAUCGAGCACCCGGAUGGCUCCUUCUUCCUCUCAAUCGGCGGCUCGGGCGGCUCGCGCAUCUUCGGAGCUGUCGCCCAGGUGCUUUACAAUCUCGACUGGGGCAUGGACCUCUCCGCCGCCAUCGAGCGGCCGCGGCUGCACCACCAGCUGCUGCCGGCGUCCGUGUCGGCCGAGACGACGAUUAACGAGGAGCUCGUGGAGGCUCUUCGGGCGCGCGGCCACGACGUCGACAUGGUCGACAUCAACAUGGCCGUCGCCGAGGUGCAGGCAGUCAUGCGCGAGCAGGGCCCGCCGGGCAAGGCCAAGGUCUUUGCCGCCAGCGACUCGCGCAAGGAGGGACGCGCAUCGGCGUACUAG